Penicillium odoratum is the source of this 906-nucleotide messenger RNA. Its product is annotated as homeobox domain-containing protein. The transcript has 3 exons. The coding region runs from base 1 to 906 and encodes 301 amino acids. Gene Ontology annotation, biological process: regulation of transcription by RNA polymerase II. The record is from RefSeq and is a predicted model, not a curated record. Gene Ontology annotation, molecular function: DNA-binding transcription factor activity, RNA polymerase II-specific; RNA polymerase II cis-regulatory region sequence-specific DNA binding. Lineage: Eukaryota; Fungi; Ascomycota; Eurotiomycetes; Eurotiales; Aspergillaceae.
AUGUCCCAGUCCCGUGAGUUGGACGAGGAUACCGACAUGGCCAUUUCAUAUGCAAGCCGGCCCCCGGCUGGUCAUUCUCAACAACUCCCAUCAUUCCGCGAGCUUCUCCCACCUCACUUACACGACGAGAUCGACUCUUCCUCAUACUAUAAUUCUCGACCCCAAUCACAAGACCGUCCUGGAUCCGGACAUGGUCACGAAAUCGCCGAUCCUCGCUCUAUCCCUGGCUACCCCACAAACCAGUCACCAAAAGCACCUUACGGAGAACUACCCCACGAAUACACCACCCGUACAGGCGAACACCCACGGCCCAUGGGAGAUCACUUAAACAUGCGGCUCGAGAACUCCGCACGAGGACCCAGUCCCAUUCUCCCGCCGAUCCGAGACUUGGGAUCCAUGCCAGAUCGAAAGGGUUACCAGGACAGCAGGAUGGCGCCGCGUUCUGAUCCCUAUGCGCAUGAGUACCGGCAAGCUGCCAUGCCCGCGCAGAUGAUGGACCGAAGACCCGAACAGUACAGUGCAAAUAUGAUACAUGGCCACGUGCCAUAUGGACACCCGAUGGGAUUCCCGGAGGAGCAGAUGUCGCCUGCGAUGAUGGGACAUCCUCAGGCCAAUUUCGGAGUUAUGGGAGACCAGAUUGAUCCCAAGAGUAAACGGCGUCGGGGAAACUUACCCAAGCCUGUUACUGAUAUCUUGCGUACCUGGUUCCAUGAUCAUUUGGAUCAUCCUUAUCCUAGCGAAGAAGAUAAGCAGCAGUUCAUGACUCGGACUGGUCUUUCAAUAAGCCAGAUUAGCAAUUGGUUCAUCAAUGCCCGGCGGCGACAACUCCCUGCUUUGCGCAACCAGAUGCGAGGCGGAGGUGACGAUUCGCGGCAUUCGCCCUUUAGCGAUGUCGAAGGGGUCUGA